GCUGCUGAGAUGGAGCUGGGGCUGGCAGCGCUGAGAGGGGAGGGACUGGGCCCAGUAUGGCCCCGUGGGAGGGACUGGGAGGGGAAACUGGUCCCAGUACAGCCCCCGGGCCCAGGAAAGAUGGCGGCGCCCAUGAGGAACGUGGCGGCUCCUAUUGGUAGCAGGGGCCUCAGGCUCCGCCCCCGGCACGGGAUUGGCUGCUGGGAGCCGGAAAGAGCCGAGUGCGGGAAAGAGGUCCAGGGAGACGCGAAGUGGUGCCGGAAACAGCCGAAGUACUCCGGAAAGAGCCGAGCGACAAGGAUCGGUGUUUUCCGGAGCGCUUCGCUCCGCCUUUUUCCGGAAGAACCCGAAGUCCUCCGGAAAGCAACGAAGCGGGGCCGGAGCGCCGGAACGAGUCGAUCUUUUUCCGGAAGAAGCCGAAGCGGCCUCGGGCCCGCCGAGUUUUUCAGAAAGUCCCGAGGGGUCCCGAACCGCCCCUUCCGGAGGCCCCCGAGCCCCCAGCCCUCCUCCCUCCCUUCCGGAGAUCCCCGAAGCCAUUCCGGAGUUUCCCGAAAGCGCUUCCAAAGCGGCGCCCGCCAACCCCGAGCCCGUUCCGCAGUCCCUUCCGAAGCAGUUCCGCAAGUUGCCGACAGAUUCCGAAGUGCUCCGGAGGUUCUCGAAGCGAUUCCAGAGAACCACGAAGCCGCCCCGGAGAUUGCCCUGCGCUUCUGAAGCGGUUCCGGAGAAUCCCGAACCGCCUUUCCGGAGAUCUCCGGAAGGUUCCGAGCGGCUCGGAACAUCCCUGAACCCGUUCCGCAAAGCCCCGAAACGGUUCCGAAGCGGUUCCGGAAGUUGCCAAGUGACUCCGGAGGUUCCCGAAGCGGUUCCGGAGACUCCCGAAGUGAUUCCGAAGCAAUUCCCGAACUCUCUCCGGAACUUCACGAAGCGUUCCCGGAAGUUGCCGAGGGGUGGUGAAGCGGUUCCGGAGAGUCCCGAGCGGCUCCGGAAGUUGCCGAGCGGCUCCGGAAGUUGCCGAGCCGGCCGGCCCUCAGCACUCGCCGCCGGCCCCCGUCGCCCCCGGACCCCCCAGCGGAGGCGCCCCCGGCCCGGCCCCGCUGCCUCGGCCCCGGGGGGGGCCCGGACCCGCCCCGGCCCCGCCGCCCCGGCCCGGCAGGAUGAUCAAGCUGUUCUCGCUGAAGCAGCAGAAGAAGGAGGAGGAAUCGGCGGGCGGCACCAAGAGCUCCAGCAAAAAGGCCUCGGCCGCGCAGCUCCGCAUCCAGAAAGACAUCAACGAGCUGAACCUGCCCAAGACGUGCGAGAUCGACUUCUCGGACCAGGACGACCUGCUGCACUUCCGGCUGCUCAUCUGCCCCGACGAGGGUUUCUACAAGGGCGGCAAAUUCGUCUUCAGCUUUAAGGUGGGGCAGGGCUACCCGCACGACCCGCCCAAGGUGAAGUGUGAGACGAUGGUUUAUCACCCCAACAUCGACCUGGAGGGCAACGUGUGCCUCAACAUCCUCAGGGAGGACUGGAAGCCGGUGCUGACCAUCAACUCCAUCAUCUACGGCCUGCAGUACCUGUUCCUGGAGCCGAACCCCGAGGACCCCCUGAACAAGGAGGCGGCCGAGGUUCUGCAGAGCAACCGGCGCCUGUUUGAGCAGAACGUGCAGCGCUCGCUGCGGGGCGGAUACGUGGGGGCCACCUACUUCGAGCGCUGCCUCAAGUGACCCCCAAAAUCCCAGAAACCACAGAAAUCCCCCCCCAAAAUCCCCAGAACAACGGAAAUCCCCCGAAAAAAAUCCCAAAAAUAACAAAAAUCCCCCGAAAAAAUCCCCAAAACGACAGAAAUCCCCGAAAAAAAUCCCAAAAAUAAUAAAAAUCCCCCCCCGCCAAAAAAUCCCAAAAAUAACAAAAAACCCCAAAAAAUCCUAAAAACAACAAAAGUCCCCCGGAAAAAAAUCCAAAAAUAACAAAAAUCCCUGAAAAAAUCCCCCCCAAAAAAACCCCAAAAAUAACAAGAAUCCCCGAAAAAAUCCCAAAAAUAACAAAAAAAACCCCCAACAAAAAUCUCAAAACCAACAAAAAACUCCAAAAAAAUCCUAAAAACAACAAAAAUCCCCCGAAAAAAUUCCAGAAACAAAAAUCCCCCAAAAAAUCCCCAAAACAACAAAAAUCCCUGAAAAAAAUCCCAAAAAACAACAAAAAAAAUCCCCGGAAAAAAUCCCAAAAACAAAACAAAACAAAAAAGCCCUGAUAAAAUUCCAAAAACAACAAAAGCCCCCGAAAAAAUCCCAAACUUCACCCCAAAAAUAAAAAAAACCCUAAACCCCACAGAUCUCCUGUUGUCUGUGGGGUUUGUGGGGUUUGCUGAGCCCUGGAGUGACCCCAAAAACAAAAAAAAACCCCAAAAAUCCCCCAAAAAAUCCCAAACUUCACCCCAAAAAUAGAAAAAACCCCAAACCCCACAGAUCUCCCGUUGGUUGUGGGGUUUGUGGGAUUUGGGGAUUUAUGGGGUUUGGGGGGUUUGCUGAGCCCUGAGCGCUGCCUCAAGUGACCCCAAAAACCCCCCAAAAAUCCCAAACUCCACCGCAAAAAAUAAAAAUAACCCCAAACCCUAUAACUCUCCCAUUGGUUGAGUGUGGGGCUUGUGGGGUUUUGCCAAGCCCUGGAGUGACCCCCCCCC
Messenger RNA from Oenanthe melanoleuca, 2662 nucleotides. RefSeq names its product ubiquitin conjugating enzyme E2 M (gene UBE2M). NCBI's taxonomy places the organism in Eukaryota, Metazoa, Chordata, Aves, Passeriformes, Muscicapidae. Bases 1155 to 1706 code for a protein of 183 amino acids. The transcript is spliced from 6 exons. The record is from RefSeq and is a predicted model, not a curated record.